AUGACCAUUAUUAUCACUCGCUACUCACACACCAAAAUUAUUCAUCUCAUCAGCACCUUUCCCUUCUCAAUUACCCAAAUCCUUAGACUCUUUUCUUCGAUCCCACUCACUUGUGAACUCCAAAACCCUCAAAUUCACUUUCCUUUUUCUCUCACACUCUAGGGUUGCGUUUUCCUCUGUUCUGUGCUGACGUGUCCUUCGAUUCUUCAACUAUGCUCACUCUCUCACAUUCUAUAUUUGCUGUUAAGCUUCUCUGCCUCUGAAUUUUCCCUCUCCUGAAACGACGUCGUUGCUUUCAGCAGCAGCCAUGGCUGCGCCGUCGCAUUCGAGCGGCGACGCUUGCACCGCUGAAUUUCCGGUGGGUCUCCGCGUUCUCCUCGUCGACGAUGACGCUGCCACUUUGAAGAUUAUCGAGCAAAUGUCUAUUCGCUGCCGUUAUCUCGUUACUGCAUGCACUGAGGCUACUGUUGCUUUGAAUCUUCUGCGGGAAAGGAAAGGUUGUUUUGAUGUGGUACUGAGUGAUGUUCAUAUGCCUGACAUGGAUGGCUAUAAACUCCUUGAACAUGUUGGGCUGGAAAUGGACCUUCCUGUUAUUAUGAUGUCUGCUGAUAGUACAACAAGUGCUGUUAUGAAGGGAAUCAGACACGGGGCUUGUGAUUAUUUGAUUAAGCCUGUACGUGAGGAAGAAUUAAGGAAUAUAUGGCAGCAUGUUGUUAGGAAAAUGUGGAAUGAAAACAAAGAACAUGAUAAUUCAGGCAGUGUGGAAGAUAAUGAUAGGAAUAAACGGGGGAAUGAUGAUGCUGAAUAUACUUCUUCUGUUGCUGAUGCAGCAGAAGUAGUUAAAAUACCAAAAAAGAGAAGCAGUUUAAAAGAAGAAGAUGAUCUUGAAUUGGAGACUGAUGAUCCUGCUACAUCUAAGAAGCCCCGUGUAGUGUGGUCAGUGGAGUUACAUCAACAAUUUGUUAGUGCUGUUAAUCAACUUGGGCUUGACAAGGCAGUGCCGAAGAGAAUACUAGAAUUGAUGAAUGUCCCGGGUUUGACAAGAGAAAAUGUUGCAAGUCAUUUACAGAAAUUUAGACUUUAUUUGAAGCGAUUAAGUGGAGUGGCACAGCAACAGAAUGGGAUGCUAAACACAGUUCCUGGAACUAUAGAGUCCAAGCUGGGUGCUCCUGGAAGAUUGGACAUACAAGCUUUGGCUGCUGCUGGUCAUGUUCCCCCUGAAACACUUGCAGCCCUUCAUGCUGAGCUCUUAGGUCGCCCAGCAACUAACAUAAUUACUACAGUGGACCAGACUGCCCUACUGCAAGCAUCCAUUCAGGGGCCAAAACAUUCCCAUGUUGAACAUGCUGUGGCAUAUGGUCAGCCUCUUGUGAAGUGUCCUUCCAACAUUGGCAAGAAUUUUCCUCCAUCUAUCGUAACUGUAAAUGAUACAUCAUCAGGAUAUAGUGCAUGGCCGUCAUCUAAUAAUACAGUUGGUUUGGUGGGACCCAAUAGUAACAUUGAAAGGGUGGCUGUUCAGAACAAUGUGCUGAUGGAUAUAUUACAGCAGCAACAAAUGCAGCAGCACCAGCAAAAACAACAGCAACAAGUGCAGCAGCAGUCACUGGUACCUGAUCAAAGUCAUUCAAUCAAUGUUCAACCAUCUUGCUUGGUGGUACCCUCUCAAUCUUCAGAAACUUUCCAGGCAGUAAAUCUUGCUUCUGUCAACCACGACUGCAGUUUUGGCAGGAAUGCCAUUAUUGAUUAUAGUGUAUUGUCACAAAAAUCAAAUAAUCCAUUGAGUGCAUCUAAAUUUCCUGGUGGGGACACCAAACCACAAGGUGUUCUCUGUGGGUAUACUGCACCCUCCAUUUGUUCCAUGGGCUCCAGCAAUAAUAGCAAUAUUCAGCACCUUCAAAACUCAAUUUUGACAUUUGGUUCCACAAGACCUUUGCCUGGCCUUUUGCCCACGUCUGAUAGACAAGAUCCCUAUGGUUUUAAAUCAGGUGAUUCACUUGAUCAAGUAUCUCUUAGGAGUAUUGGAUUUAUUGGCAAAAGCACUUGUAUUCCAAGUAGGUUUGUGGAAAAUGGAACUGAAUCAUCUGUAAGUGAUUUAAGUCAAAUGAAACUAGAUGGAAAUAGCAGUGGCAACUCACUGAAGGAGGAACCAAAUUUUAUCAAUAUUCCAAAAGUGAGCUACCCAAUCUUACAAAGAUAUCCAUCUCAGUAAUCAUUCAAGCAUGUUCACUGAAUAGGUUGUAAUGUUAGGUGAGGAGAAGGCCUUUCCACAAAGGUACAGAUUGUUUCCUCUUCAAUUGUUUAGAAGAUGAGUAAGUUGUAGUGCUGCUUUCUUGGUAUCUGUCUGCACUCUGCACCAUUCUGCGGUUCAUUUUAGAGCACAAUGAAGACUGACUGUGUAUAAAGGAUAGUAUUUAUGGGUGUUAGUUUACGCCUUAGUAGCUGCACAUGUAUGUAGGAAUGUUUAUAAUCUAUCCACUAGUUUGUAGGGGAAUAAAUUUUUUUCUAACUUUCAACUGUAUGAAUUGAUGGCUUUUUACGGCAAAAUGUUAUUUAGGUCUACUGUUUAUAAUGUUAAAUACUUGGUAAUUAUCUUAUGAAAAUUGUUUAAAUUGUGUGAUAUCUAGACAUAAUAAUGGUCUUCUUACCACCUUUGUAUGUCGUACUAAGUACUUAUAGGUAUUGAGAAUUUUUAAUAUGUAUUACAAUUUACAAUUUUUGCCCUUUACUUUUUCAAUCCUG
Molecule: messenger RNA, 2739 nt
Organism: Abrus precatorius (Indian licorice)
Lineage: Eukaryota; Viridiplantae; Streptophyta; Magnoliopsida; Fabales; Fabaceae
Product: two-component response regulator ORR21-like
Exons: 6
Coding region: 308-2209 (633 amino acids)
Biological process (GO): phosphorelay signal transduction system; cytokinin-activated signaling pathway
Molecular function (GO): DNA binding
Source: RefSeq, a predicted model, not a curated record